AUGCAUGCAGCCUGCCAGGAUAAUGAAUUUGAGGAGGCAGAGAAGUAUGAUUCUCAAGCUCAAACUAGGGUAAUCAGUCUGAAGGAACUCCCAGGUCUCCAGGCUACAUACCUAAACAGAACUGUGAGCCAAACUCUCAGCACAAGGGACAGAAGAUUAGUACCUAUUCCCACCGAGGACCCAUGUAAAUAUUCAUCCCCCGGCCAGGCAGCUGCUUGUGAUAGUAAAACCUGUCAAGUUUCAAGUGUAUUUGCUGGGCGCCACCAGAAGGUACAAGAAACUGGACGAGGUAUCCAGUGUAAAAAUGGUGGGGUUGGGACCUCUUCUGUGGAGCUGACACAAAAUGUUCAGAGCAAUGGAUCUUGCGGCAGUUCCUCGCAGAAUAAAAUCAAGACCUCAGUCAAUGCGGGAGAAGUCUUGGAACUAACAAAUGGUCGGAAGGAUCAAGUUACCGUGCCAAGACAGCAGUCUGUAUUUGUAGGCCGGCUCGGGCAGCCUCCUCGUGGACCGCUCUCCUUGCACAUGUACAGCCGAAAGAAUGUUUUUCUCCAGCACAGUUUGUACACCUCUGACUUGCAGGCUUUGGGCCAGAAAGAUGGCUAGGACAUGACAUGCUGCAGAUCCAUGACGGAGAUAAGAAACUCAUUGCUGC
Carcharodon carcharias (great white shark) is the source of this 652-nucleotide messenger RNA. RefSeq names its product serine-rich coiled-coil domain-containing protein 1-like. The transcript is spliced from 3 exons. The record is from RefSeq and is a predicted model, not a curated record. Bases 1 to 603 code for a protein of 200 amino acids. Lineage: Eukaryota; Metazoa; Chordata; Chondrichthyes; Lamniformes; Lamnidae.